Messenger RNA from Spodoptera littoralis (African cotton leafworm), 645 nucleotides. Lineage: Eukaryota; Metazoa; Arthropoda; Insecta; Lepidoptera; Noctuidae. The record is from the annotation of a GenBank genome assembly.
AUGUUUGUACUGGCUGAAAUGAAGGAUGUGGUCAGAAUUACACCAGAACAUUUCCAUCAAAGCUUAACCGAAUCAAUCACAACAUUACUUAACAGGAAGCUAGCCAAUAAAGUAGUGUUAAAUGUAGGACUAUGCAUAGCCUUGUACGAUAUCAUAGAUAUUGGGAAUUCGUACAUAUUUCCUGGGGAUGGUUCAUCCCAUACAGAAGUAAAAUUUAGAUUUAUUGUGUUCAGACCUGUGGUUGAAGAAAUACUUAUCGGGAAGAUAAAGAAUUGUAGCAGGGAAGGUGUUCAUGUUACUCUUGGAUUUUUUGAUGACAUAGUAAUACCAGUGAAUGCUUUACAACACCCCUCUAGAUUUGAUGAAACAGAUCAAGCUUGGGUGUGGGAGUACCCAAUAGAAAAUGGAGAAAAACAUGACUUAUUUAUGGACUCAGGAGAGUCAAUAAGGUUUCGGGUUACGAGUGAAACCUUUGAAGAAAGUCUACCCACUGGACCUCCUGGUACUGAAUGCACAAUACAGACAGUGGCGCCUUACAGAAUAGUAGGUGGUAUCAAUGAACCUGGCCUGGGUCUACUUACUUGGUGGGAAGCCCCGGAACCAGAUGAUGGAGGAGAUGAAAACGAAGAAGAAAAUGCUGAAUAA